GCAAUCACGGCAUUUUUUUCAUUGCGAGUUUUAGAAAACCAUGACUUGAGCAGCAACUUUGGAAGGUGCCAAUGACUUUACCAAUCAGCCAGAACUCGCCAGUCUACAGCGCGCCGCCGACAGAAGAGAUGCUGUCCAAGCUGAUUUAUGUCAAGUGGUGCGUUUUGGUGACUUACCUUUGUGCAAUAGGGCUUUUUGUGGCAGAUGCAGAUGAGCCUUUUGGUCCGCUGAACGACCUCUUCGUGGCCUGCUUCGGCACCUUUCUUCUGAAAGAGGACCCAGCUUUGGCUCCGUGCUUUCGCUGCUUGCAGGAGACUGGGCUGGGUGUCAUGAGCGAUGGCGGCUUGAGCUGUUUGCUCCCCUAUUUGCUGAUGGCGUCCUUGAACUGCGCCUUUGGCCUGCUGAGAGUGUACACCUUUGCCACAAAGUAUGGCAGCCUGUUGCCAUGCUCUCAGAGGCCGGUGUGCUAUCUCCCGGUCUUGGUCUUCUUUAGCUCCUUGAGCCAGCUAGUGGCUAGUUGCUUGUGCUGGAAGGUGUAUAAGUUGCUGCAGAUGCAAGCCAUGGAUUAUCUUCAAGUCGAGGCAGUUCCCAGUGCCCCCGGGGCACCUGUGCACCACCGGCGGCAUUCCCAUACGGGAGUGCGCGGCUCACGUCGCUCUUCACGGCAAGGACAUGCGCCAGGCGAACUCCUUCCGUUCCAGGGCACAAUGUCGCAGCUUAGCCGGGAGGCUCCAGCGAACACUGUUUGAGCUGGGCGUUUCGGCGUUUCGUUUCACAUCCGUCGGCCUGGCGGUGGCAUGAGUCAAAGUGGACCAUGCAGAGCCUAGUGUUUGGGUGGUUACAAAAACCCCAACAGAACUCUCAGGGCUUGGUAAAUGUCUGAAACACC
Messenger RNA from Cladocopium goreaui, 889 nucleotides. The record is from the annotation of a GenBank genome assembly. Lineage: Eukaryota; Dinophyceae; Suessiales; Symbiodiniaceae.